Miscanthus lutarioriparius is the source of this 546-nucleotide messenger RNA. The record is from the annotation of a GenBank genome assembly. Lineage: Eukaryota; Viridiplantae; Streptophyta; Magnoliopsida; Poales; Poaceae.
AUGGGCAACUGCCAGGCGGCGGAGGCGGCGGCCGUGGUGAUCCAGCACCCCGGCGGCAAGGUGGAGCGGCUGUACGGGGCGGCCACCGCCGCGGAGGUCAUGCGCGGCAACCCCGGGCACUACGUGGCGCUCGUCGUGCUCCGCGUCUCGGGCGCCGGCGGCGGCAAGCAGGACGCGGACCCGGAGGUCUCCACGGGCGGCGGCGGCAGGAUCACCAAGGUGAAGCUGCUGAAGCCCAAGGACACGCUGCUGCUGGGGCAAGUCUACCGGCUCAUCACCUCGCAAGAGGUGGCGAAGGCGAUACAGGCGAGGAGGGAGGACAGGGUGCGGCGGUGCGGCGCCGGCGAGGUGGCGGUGGUGGACGACCGGCGGGUGCCGCCGGGACGACACGCCGCCGCGGGCAGCCAAGGGCAGGGGCGGCGGUCCACCGACCAGGAACGGAAGCGGGCGGAGAAGUCGGACCGGCAGCACCGGAGCAGCGCCGCCGGCGGCAGAGGGCGGCACUGGCAGCCGUCGCUGCAGAGCAUCUCCGAGGCGGCGGGCUGA